CGGAAGACGCAUUAGCAAUGAUCAGGUCACGGCUGGGCAGAAAGGAAGGCGAGAACAUCGGCCAGCAGCGGGAUUCUUCGCCCAAUCGUGGUGGAAGAGCGCCGGGUCAGAUCGAAGACUGUUCCUAUGCAUCUAUUGGAGCUGAGGCCAUCCCGUCUGCACCUCCUGUACCAUCGUCGUCCUUAUCGUCAGCUGCAGAUGGCAGUGGGCCGCCACCGUGGGCACGUCACGUGAGUGGUCAUGCUCCAGCUGCACCAGCGUUGCCAGACGGGGACUACCUAAUGCCAGUGGAGGAGAAGAUGAAAUUCCAGAGCGAGGCGACAGCGCGACGUGAAUCCAAAGCCGUUUCGGAUUCCUACACUCCGGAGAAUGAAUACUUGGCGCCUGUGGAGGAGCUGCGUCGAGCCCAGGAUCGGUAUACGGCCUCGCCAAUCUCAGCAGCUGUGCGCAAGACACCCAAAACGGAGAGGUAUGCUGGGUCUGGAUUGCCUGCACUGCCCUCCAGACCUGGUGACCAUACCUAUGACCUGCCAGAACGAAGGUUAUAUCAAUUCGCACCCGAUGCCUAGGAAGCAGGCCGAGAUUCCAUCAAGGUCGAAAUUCAAAAUGGCUCUUUCUCGACAACUGCAUGUUUUCCCAUCCCAAUUUCAGUUCGGACAAUGAUCAAUUCCCAUCACGGCUCCGCUGACCUCUUAGCGCGUCUGUUGCCAGUUCAGCCACUGCAGACGAUAAUAAUCAUUAUAAUUUUUGUUACUCUUUACAAAGCCGCGUUUUAGGUUGUUCAUUUUUUUAAAGAUUUCACUCAAGUGGACAUGUUUUUCGUGAGCGCUGCAUUAUUUUUGCUGUCUCUAUUUGACUUUAGCCGGAUGAACAGGCACUGCUGCCUUCUCGUCCAGCCAAUAUUGAUGAAGCUGUCCUGGGGUGGCUUUCACGCUUUUCUUCAGAUGCAGUUUCCCGCUUCAACUCGCUCACAUUUCUGAUUCUCUUUUGAAAUGGCGAAGGAUAAUAUUAACGUAGAACGAACGAUUUCAUUACAGACUUUUUAACCCUGGUGAA
This is a messenger RNA of Sycon ciliatum, 1056 nucleotides long. RefSeq lists its product as uncharacterized. NCBI's taxonomy places the organism in Eukaryota, Metazoa, Porifera, Calcarea, Leucosolenida, Sycettidae. The record is from RefSeq and is a predicted model, not a curated record.